Messenger RNA from Apaloderma vittatum (bar-tailed trogon), 944 nucleotides. RefSeq names its product ceramide kinase-like. The transcript has 7 exons. The record is from RefSeq and is a predicted model, not a curated record. The annotation marks the transcript as partial. Lineage: Eukaryota; Metazoa; Chordata; Aves; Trogoniformes; Trogonidae. Gene Ontology annotation, molecular function: kinase activity.
CUGGCACGUUUCUGAGGGAGGAGUUUGGCCUGCCGGACGCAGAGCUGGCAGUGGUCAAUGAACAGACUUUGACUGGGGUUCUGAGCGAGUUUGCUCAUGAACUCCGGAAGUGUUCUGUGGGAGUGGCAGACGGGGAUGAAAACUGUUUUGUACCAACCUCUGAGAUCAUUGCUGUAGAAGAAACGGAAUGUAACAAGAAACAGCGUAAUAUUGGCAAAUGGCAAAAAAUGGCAAAGCCGCACGCUUUCACAGUGUAUUAUGUGAAGAAAUCGCGAAAUCACCGCUGGCGGUGCAGUGAUGUCACGUUUUGGUGUGUUGAUGAGCACUUGUGUAAUCAGUGGAUACAGGCGCUGAAGGAAUCACUGGAAAUGCAGAAGUCUAGACCAAAGAAUUUGCUGGUGUAUAUUAAUCCAUAUGGAGGAAAGCGCCAAGGAAAGAGGAUUUAUGAACAGAAAGUAGCUCCACUCUUCAGUCUGGCAUCUAUUUCCACUGAUGUUGUUAUAACUGAACAUGCUAACCAUGCUAAGGACAAUUUAUUUGAAGUUAAUAUUAAUAAAUAUGAUGGUGUUGUUUGUGUUGGUGGGGACGGCACGUUCAGUGAAGUGAUGCAUGGUCUCAUUGGAAGAAUGCAGAAGGACUCUGGCAUAGACCAGAAUAAUCCCAAAGCACCGUUAGUCCAGUGCAAUAUAAAAAGCAUAAGACCACUGCAGCCGAGGAACGGUCCUCACGUUCCUGACCAAGUUGCAGUUUCUGCCCCUUUUUUUGAGGUGCUAUACCCUCCAAGUUCUCAAUGUCAGCUACUUAUUCAGGCAAUCCUGGCUACUGUCAUUGAGAGGCAUUUGAAGGAACUCAUUCCUGGAAUUCAGGUCUUUGGUGAUAAACUUACUGCCAAAGCAGGUUCACCUAAAGUAGGACACACAGGAACGUGCCUGGGUGAAUUUUGA